GCAUUCAGUCCUUCGCGACUGGAUUGGAUCUUCAACCAUGCUGGAUCUACGCACCGCAGACGUGAAAACCUUGCGCACUCUCCUCGAAAGCCAGCGAAUCUCGAGCGUGGACCUUGUCGAGCUAUAUCUUUCUCAGAUACACAAACAUAAUAGGUAUCUUCGCGCUGUGCUCUUCACUGCCCCCGAGGGAGACCUUCUAGAGCGAGCGAAGGUCCUGGACGAGGAGCGCGCGCAGGGAAAAGUCCGUGGACCGCUACAUGGGAUCCCGAUUCUUGUGAAGGACAAUAUUGCCACCCAUCCUUCGCUUGGAAUGCCCACGUCCGCUGGGAACACAGCUCUUCUGGAGUCCCGAACGACCAAGAAUGCCCGCCUUGUGGAUGAUCUCCUUGCUGCUGGAAUGCUCAUCGUUGGAAAGACAAACCUUAGCGAACUCAGCAGCAUGAAAAGCAUGAACAUGCCGAGCGGAUGGUCUGCCGUCGGCGGCCAGACGCAAUCCGCUUAUGUGCGAGGUGGUUUUCGUAAAGAUGACAGCAGAGACGGUCACAGUAGCCCCUCCGGAUCAUCAUCCGGCUCCGCUGUCAGCGUUUCAGCCGGCUUCGCGCCCCUUGCCAUUGGAACCGAAACGGAUGGAUCAAUCAUGUUCCCAUCUGGCAGGGCAGCGCUCUACUCAAUGAAGCCUACGCACGGUCUCGUCUCUCUCGACGGCAUCGUACCAGUCUGUCACGUCUUCGAUUCUGCAGGUCCUAUGGCGAAGUCUCCGUACGAUCUUGCGCUCCUGCUGGAUGUGCUUGUCGGCGGCAAGGAUGGCGGAACGAGCUAUACGGAAGAUAUCUCGAAUUCUUGGACUAACAUCUCCGUGGCCACUUUGGAUCCGGAGAAGUGGGUGCUUCCGCCCUCGAUGCUGAAGCCGAUAGAAGUGGCUACCGUUCAGAUUAACAAAGAGAUCAAAGCAGCGUACGAGAAGCUUGGAUCGCUCGCCAAAUCUGUGAGGCAGAAUGUGGUUCUUCCCAUGCCCGAUCGCUUCGUGUUAAACGGAAAGAUGAGCGAGGCGAUGGUACAGCUUGCCGACUUUCCGGUCGAUUUGAAACGCUACCUCGAUGGCCUUGACACGUCUCCGGUUAGGACACUAGAUGAGUUGAUCCAAUGGAACGACGAUCAUGCCGAUGAAGAGCUUCCGCCAUAUGCUCCCAGCCAAGACUCCCUCCAUCGAGCCAAAAACCUGCACCUCACCAAGCAAGAAUAUGACGAGCACCUCCAGCACUGCCGCCUAACAGCGCGCGAUCACGGCGUCGAAAAAGCCUUCAAAGAGUACGGGGUUGAUAUCAUCUUGGGCCCUAACGACAGCCCUCUCCCUCUGCUCGCAACCUGUGGAGGAUAUCCCGUAGCGUCCCUGCCGCUCGGAUAUCUCGACUACAACGGACGGCCCUUUGGUCUGAUCGCUCUCGCGCCUCGACACGGCGAGGCUCGCUUGAUUAAGGUUGCUAGUGCGUGGGAGGCUACAUUUGGACCUCGUCGACCUCCCGUUCUCGAGAUGACGGUGACAAGUCGGCAAACAUAAGGGAACGGCAACGGUUCUUCUUUUAGUAGCUAGGACUCUGGGGCUUGAGGUUCGAGAGCUCGAAGCAGCUUCGAUUCGAGGAUGCGGGAAGAUUUCUUGGUGCUUCGACUACGUCUUCUACUUCUACUUAAGACUUAGUUAGAGUUUAUAAGCGCGUAAAGCGGUUAG
Molecule: messenger RNA, 1726 nt
Organism: Trematosphaeria pertusa
Lineage: Eukaryota; Fungi; Ascomycota; Dothideomycetes; Pleosporales; Trematosphaeriaceae
Product: amidase signature enzyme
Exons: 10
Coding region: 38-1558 (506 amino acids)
Source: RefSeq, a predicted model, not a curated record